ACAUGUGCGUGUCACAGCCGGGCCGCCUGCUCUCACGGCGGAGGGGGAGGGCGCCUUUCGCAUGGAGCCGCUCGGUGAGGGCAGCGUAUCGCCGGGCCCUGUGAUGCAGCACUCGUGUGCGGACAGGCCCCCCUGCUAGGCGCUGCCUGCACUCGGCAUACGGGGCGGCGGAGGCGCGGGGCUUGGCCCCACUCCAUGGAGACCAAUGGCAUCACUCCCACCCACCCCCACCGGACCCGAGCCCGCCGGAACACACAGCCACACACUUCAGCCCACCAUGGCCCCGUCACCGCCGCCGCCGCUCCAGCCCUCGGCGAGUGGAAAGGUAGAAGGCCAACCCAAUGGUGACACAAUCCCAGGUGAGCAAGCCAACCCUUCAGAUGACACUGGUGCUGGGAGUCGUCAGAAUGAUCAGAUAGUGCAGAAAAUAGAGGAAGUGCUCUCUGGAGCCCUUGAUACAGAGCUGCAGUGCAAAUCAGAUGUAGACAAAAAUACUGUGAAAAAUAGUGCUCAGUCUACAAAAAGAAGCUCUACUGCUGAAGAUGAAAUUCCUAAGAAAAAAUCAAAGAAGAACAAGAAACAUAAAAGCAAGAAGAAGAAGAAAAAGAAGAAGAAAAGGAAGAAAGAGAAAAAGCAUAAAAAGCAGCCAAAGGAGUCAAAGUUGAGUACACAUCAUGGAGACCAGGCAGACUUGCAGCCUGCUUCUCAAUUGAUGCCAGAGAAAUCAAGCUCCCAGCUGACUUUACAGCAUGGAGGAUUGGGAGAUGCAAAUCUAUCUGUCCACUUGCAUCCAGCAGAACUGUGCUUAAAAGCAAGUGAAGAGCUUGAUAGACAAGCUUUAGGACUUGUUUCUCAUUCAAGAACUGAUUCUCAGCAAUCUAUGGAAAACCUUGGAAAUGAGAAGGGGCCUUUGUGUGCAACAAAUCCUCCAUUUAGAUUAGAAAGCAGUCAAUCUGAUAUGCAAGAAAAUGCUAGUAUAACUCUUUGCACUAGAGAGGAACAAAUUAAACAGACUCAUGAAAAUGUUUAUCCUGUAGCUAUUAAUGCAAGUGAAAAGGGUGUUCUUGUUACUGGAAAUGAUACUUCAUCUAGCAUCCUGUCUGGUGUUGCCAAUAAAUCUGAAAUGCAGAAAGGUUCAGCAGGAAUUCUAUCUUCAGAGGUAACAGAAGCACUAAAAGGUUCAGAAGUUAUUCUAAAAUGUGAAGACACUGGGGAAGUAAAAGCUUUGCAUACAACUCUUGAGUCUGAGACCAUGGAGGUAUUUCACUCUGAACCAUCUCUACAAUCUGUGGCACAAUGGGGAGCAAAAGAGUUAGAAGCAACUUCAGACUCUGCAUCUCUGGCAAGUGAUGUGACAACAAUUACUAAAUCUGCAAAUCGGGCAGAUCUGAAUACUGUGAUGGUAGCUCACGUGGCUAUGGCCAUGGAAGAAGUGAAAAUUCCAGAAGCAACUGAAAAAUCUCUGUCUGUGGGGACUGUUAGAGUUUUGGAAGAAGCUCUGCAGCCAACUGCUACAGUGAAACCCCAAACUUUGGAAAAAAUCAUUGAACCUCUGGCUGUUGCAGCAGAAGAUGUCAGAGAAGCUCGAGAAUGUCUGCAAGUUGAAGCAGUCAAAGAUGUGGAAUAUACCACUGAUGCUGCACCAGUGCUGAAUGCAUCAGGAGUGUUGAUACAACCUAAAGUCUUGACAGAUACAGGAAGUGUGGGUAGAACUCAGGAAUCUGCACUUCCAGCAGGCGUGACAGAUGUGAAUGUGGUUACAGGGGCAGAAUGUUUAAGAGCAACUUCAGAGCCUGUAGACAUUCCCCAAACAACUCCAGAAAUCCAGAUGGCAGAAAAUUUUAAAGGUCCACAAGCAACCAUGGAAGUUGCACCACUAGCAGGAGUAAGAGGUCAAGAAAUAAGUCAAACUGCUCUGCAACUGGAAAAUACCAACACUUCACAAAUUUCAAAUGUGAGAAGUUUGAAAGCAACUGCCCUGUCUCUGCAGAAAGAAGACGUGAGAGAAGAUAUGGCAGGAGUAGAAACAGACUCAGAUGCCAGUCUCUUAGCUAUGAAAGUAGGGCCUAUGAGAGCAGUGAAAGGUUUGGAAACAACUAUGGGACCUGUAGCUGACACAGAAAAGAAGGAUUCAGAAGCAGGCUGGGACAGAGCUGGGAUAGAGACAAAGGCAUCUUCAUCAUACCUACACAUGAAAAAUGUGAGAGAUUCAGAUGAUACAGUAUCUGUAGGUAUGGCAAAGAUACAAGCUCUGGAAGCAAUGUUGCAGCCUGGGACCCUGGCCAUGGCAAGUGGCUUAGAAAAUGUGUGUUCUGAGGCCAAAAUUGGUAGCAAAGCCUUGGAAGCAAGUCCAGGACGUUCUGCCUUAGAAGAAAAGUCAGAGAGGACACCUGAAUCUGUGGGUCUAGGUGUAAGCAUGGAACCAGUAGAAGGAAUGAUGCAUUUUAAAACCACAGCAGAGAGAGAACCAAUCCAUUCAGAAACAGGUGCAGAAUCUCUUGAUGCAAGUAAAACAGAGAGUGUCACCAUUUCUCAGUCUCAGGUUAUGCCACAGACAAUAACCUUGCAAACUGAGUUGUUACGGGAGAUAAGAGGCUCUCAGCUAGCUGCCAGUUAUGCCACUGCAGAAGUGAGAAGUUUAGACAACUUGUCAGAAGUCCAGGCCAUUGCAGAGGUAAAAGAUGUGGAAGCAAGAUCGAAAACUUCACACUUAACACAGGUAGUUGUGGAGUCUGAAACAAGAACUCUAACGCAAGGCUCAGGAAGGAGAUUAGCAUCUGAAGCAAUACUAGAACCUCUGCAAACUUCAGAAGCAAGUUCAGGAUCUGUACAGGUACAAGUAGGAGGCUGUUCAGAAACAGAGUCUUUCCCCAGAGUGGAAGGAAUAACUACAGCAUCAGAAACAGUGGCAGACGUGACAAACUUGAAAGCUGAUGAGGGAACUCAGGGACCUACUGUAGAAUAUAUAAUUGCAUCAAAGAGGACAAUUUCACAGAAAAAUGAGCCUUUUCUUAUCAAUGCAAAAGAUUUGGAAGACGCUUCAGAACCUGAGAAAAUAAAAGCAGAAUAUUUGGACCCAAUAUCAAAAGCUAGAGAAAUUAGGUUGAUGGAAAGUAUGAAAGAAACUGCAACAGUAGAGGUGAAAGAUUUGGAAACUGCUCAAGACCCUGAGAUACACAUGGAUAUCCAAAGUCUGGAAACUUUGCAACAAUCUGGAAAUACAGAGGUGAUAAAUGUUGUAGGGGAUGAUUCAGAAGCUGUUCCAGAAUCUUUGCACACUGAAAAGCAAGAAUAUCUGCAAGCUUUUCUAGAAACAAAACCUGCUGCAGAGUGGAAGAGUACAGAAGAGGCUCCAGAAAUUUUGAUUGCUGCUGAGGUGACAUCUUCUGAAACAGUUUCAAAACCAGAUUUGGAAGCAACACUAGAGCGUGAAGUGGCAGCAGAAGCACAAUAUGCAGAAGAGAUGCUGGAUCAACAAAUGGAAGAUGUGAGAGUUCGAAGUCAGUCUCAGGAAUGCAAGAUACUUGUUGAGAAGCAAGAUGCAGAGCAAACUCAGGCAUCUGAGCCUUUAAUAGCAGAAGCAGACUUUAGUUGUUCACAUGCAGUAGAUGAAAAAGAUUCAGCAGGGACUUCUGAAUCUGAAAUAAUCAGAGACACAAACCAUCUGGAAGCAACUCCAGCUCACAUGGUAGAAACAAAAGAUUUAGAAAAAGCUCCUCUUCCUGAGACUGCUGUAGAGCUCAAAGAUGCAGAAGCAGCUGUGGGACUGGGGACAGAGAAAACGGAUUUGGAAGCAGCUCCAGUACCUGAGAUUGUUACAGAAGCAAUUACUGUACCUGAGGCAGAAGCAAGCCAGUUGGAACCACAGGCUGAGGCUGUCAAAGAGGCAACUCCGGAACAGGAGUCAGAGAAAAGAGAUUCAGAAACAUCUGAUGUGCAACCUGAUGUGGCAGCACGAAUGAAAGAAACUCUCAUGAGACUUGAGAAAGUUAUUGAAAAAAGUAGCCAUAGAAGCAGUGAUAAAAAACAUGAUGCAAAGAAACAAAAAAGGAGUCGCUCCAAGUCUCAGUCCAGGUCUAGGAAGCGGAAGAAAAAAUCAAGGUCACGUUCUACUUCCAGGCGUUUGGCCUCUAAAAGAGCACGUUCCAGGAGUAGAAACUACUCUGUUUCCAGGAAAAAGCGUUCCAAAUCUAGAUCCCCAUCUGUUGAGAAGAGUGAGAGAAGAGUGUCUUCACGGAGGUCCAGGCGCAGACGUUCUGUGUCAUCUGACCGUUACAGGUCUAAAUCCAGAUCGGCAGAAAAAGGAGGAAGCAGAUUGUCCUCUGGGAGGUCCAGACACAGACGUUCCAGGUCAUCUGACCGCUACAGAUCUAAAUCCAGGUCAGUGGAAAAGAGACUGUCCUCCCGAAGGUCCGGGCGUAGACGUUCCAGGUCUUCUGACCGCUACAGAUCUAAAUCCAGGUCAGUGGAAAAGAGACUGUCCUCUCGAAGGUCUGGGCGCAGACGUUCCAGAUCUUCUGACCGUUACAGAUCUAAGUCCAGGUCCGUGGAAAAGAGACUGUCCUCUCGAAGGUCUGGGCGCAGACGUUCCAGAUCUUCUGACCGCUAUAGAUCUAAAUCUCGGUCAGCAGAAAAGCGACUAUCCUCGCGAAGGUCUGGACGCAGACGUUCCAGGUCUUCUGACCGCUACAGGUCUAAAUCUCGGUCAGCGGAAAAGCGACUGUCCUCACGAAGGUCUGGGCGCAGACGUUCCAGGUCUUCUGAUCGCUACAGGUCUAAAUCUCGGUCAGUGGAAAAGAGGGGAAGCAGAUUGUCAUCUUGGAGAUCCCGCCGCAGACGCUCCAGGUCCUCUGACCGUUCUAAAUCUAGAUCUAGGUCUUGGAGGUUCAGGCACAGAGGAUCUGGUUCUUCUGAUCGUUCAAAAUCUAGGUCAAGAUCUGUUGAGAAGAGGGGUCGGAAGGCAUCUCUACGGAGGUCUAAACGUCAGCGCUCAAAGUCCUCUGACCGUUACAAGUCCAGGUCCCGAUCAGUAGAAAAAAGAGAUCGAAAGCAGUCAUCGCGGAAGUCUAAACGUCAGCGCUCGAAGUCCUCUGAUAAGUCUAGAUCCAAAUCAGUGGAAAAGAAGAAGGAGUCCUCACGAAAAUCUAAGCGUCGCCGCUCAAAAUCUUCUGAACGCUACAAGUCAAGGUCCAGGUCUGUUGAGAAAAAGCGUAAAGAAUCUUCAAAAAAAUCCAAAAGGAAACGUUCCAAGUCCUCUGAUAGUGUUAAGUCAAGGUCCAAAUCUACAGAAAAAAAAGAGAGUAAGUUAACCUCAGAAAAGGGCAGUGGCAAGCAUGUGAAGUCUUCUGAACAGGAGUCAAGCAAAUGUCUUGAAAAAGUAGAAGCUUCUGGAACUAUUGAAGGCAGCUCUUCCAAAUCCUCUAAUGGUCCCAUGUCAGUGUCUCUAUCUGAUGACAGAAUAAAUGGCCCAGAGCUGCCACCAGUAUCUGAAAGUGAGUUUUCUAAAACUUGUGAGAACCUGGAAGAAACACCAAGUCAGCAGCCUUCUGUGAUACCUGAAUUGGAUAGCUCCAAACCUCCAGAUGACCAGGAAUCCACACCUGCAGAAAAAACGCAGGUUUCAGAGCUUUCUAUGACAUCUGAAAAUGGAUCAGCUGAAAAAGCAGGGCCGCCAGAGUCUCUAUCACUACCUGAGCUUACAUACUCCACAUCCAAAUCAAGGUCCUCAUCUGUUGAAAAAGAAGAUCCAGAGAUAACAGAACUUCAGUUAACCACAUCCAAUGAAGAUGAGUCAAGAUCUACCUCUGUCAAAGAAGUAGAGGGUCCAGAGCCUCUUCCCAUGCUUGAAAGUGGAUGCUCUGUAUCUUCUGAUGAUUACAAGACAAUGUCCUCUGGAAAAAUGGGGUCUUCUCUCAUACCUGAAAGUGUACCGUCUGACUUGUCUGAUGGUCAUGAAUUGAGACAUACCCCUACUGAAACAGCAGAGCUUCAGAAGUUUUUGCAAGUACCUGAAAGUGAAUCUUCGAAGUUGGCUGGCAGCCCUGAGUCUUUUGGAACAGCAGAGGUUCAAAAACGUUUUCUGGCACCUGAAGUUACAUGCUCUGUGUUCCCUGAUGUCUGUCAGUCAGCUUCCUUGCCUAUUGAAACAGGCCAGAUGCAGGAGCCUUCUUUGUCUUCUGACAGGGUAUGCUUCAGGUCUCCUGAUGGACAUGUAUUAGGAUCCAGCUUUGCUGCACAAACAGAGAAGCUUCCAUUGCUCUCUGAAGAUGGGUCAUUCAAAUCACCUGAUGGAAAUGAACAAAGAUCUGUAUCUGUUGAAAAAGUCAAGGCCUCAGAUGCUUCUGUGAUACAUGGGUGUGGUCCUGUUGAGACUUCAGAUGACUUCAUUUCACCGUCGUCAUCUGGAAAAAUGCAGGAAGUUGUACUGACAACUGCAGAGCAAAGCUGCAAGUCUCAUGAAGUUCAUGAAUCCAGCUCAUGUGUUGACAAAGAUACAGAUAGUCCAGAACUUUCACAAGUACGUGAAAUUGACUGCUCUGAAUCAUCUGAAAUGCAUGAAUUGAGAUACCUGCCUGCUGGAAAAAUGGAAGGUACAGGAUCUGUCUUGAUGUCUGUGAGUGGAAUUCCUGUGUGCCAUGAUGGCCGUAAUUCACAUAAUUACUUUGAGAAAACAGAGCGUGCAGAACUGUCGCUGGCAUCUGCUCAUGGAUGUUCUGCCUUUCCUGAAGGCUAUAAACUGGCAUACACCACAGCCGAAAAACUAGAGAUGCAGAAGCCUUCUCUCACAGUGGAACGUGAGUUCCCUAACUCUGCUGAUACUUGUGAUUCAGUAAGUACACCUACUGAAAAACUUCAGGCCCCAGUGACUUCUCUGACAUCUGAUGGUGGGCUUUUCCUGUUGCCUCACAGUGAAGAAGGUAGACAUAUCCCUGAUGCAGAAGUAGAGGUUCAAGAGACAUCUGAACUGAAAUGUAUUGCAUCCCAAGAUGGCCACAAGUUGAGAUCUGCCUAUGAUGAAGAAACACAGGUGCAGGAGCCACCUGUAGUAGUGGAAAGCAGAUGUUCUGUUUCUGCUGAUGGUUGUGAGUUGACAGCCACUGCUUUUGAGAAAGUUGAUGUAGGGGAGCCUUCUCAAACAUCUGAAAAUGAAUACAGAAUAGUGCUUGAUGGCCCAGAGUUGACAUCAAUCCCUGCUCAAAAAACAGAGAUGCAGGAACUUUAUCAGAUGUCUGAAGAAAGAUGUUCAAUGCCUGUUGAAAGCCAUGAGUUGCAGUCACCUGCUGUUGAAAAGACAGAAAUACAAGAGCCUGCUCUGACAUCUGAAAAUGAGUAUGCUGUAUCUUGGGAAGCCCAUGAGUUGAGAUGUAGCUCUCCUGAAAAGCCAGUGAUGCAGGAGGCUUCUGUAGUAUCCGACAAUGAUUAUGCUGUGUCUUCUGAAGAGCGUGAAUUGCUGUCUUCCAUUGCUGAAAAAGCAGAGGUACAAGAGUGUUCUCUGCAGUCUGAACAUGAAUAUACUGUAUCUCCUGAAUGCCAGGAAAUGACAGCUGGACCUGCUGAAAAAGAGGUGCAGCAGCCUUCUCUGAUACCUGACAGUGCAUAUCCCAUCUUUCCUGAAGACCAAAGAUUACAGUCUGUUGAAAACACAGUGGUGCAGGAGCCUUCACUAGUAUCAGAGAGUCAAUAUGCUGCAUCCCCUGAGGAGCGGGAAUUGCACUCUGCUGUUACAGAAAAAACAGAGGAGCAGGAGUGUUCUUUAUUGUCUGAAAAUGAGUAUGAUGUGUCUCCCGAAGGCCAUGAUUUGAGAUCCAGUCCUGUUGAAAAAGAAAUGGAAGAACCUUCAGAAACAUCUGAAAGCGAAAGUUCAAUGUCCACUGAUAGUCAGGAGUUGCAGUCUACUGUUGUUGGAAGAACAGAGGUGCAGGAGUUGUCUUUAAUGUCUGAAGGUGAGUGUGCCAUGUCACCUGAAAGUCAGGAGCUGCAGUCUAGCCUUGCUGAAAAUGUAGAGGCUAAGGAACCUUGUCUGACAUCUGAAAAUGAACAUGCUCUGUCCCAUGAAGAAUAUGAAUCAAAAUUGAGUCAUGCUGAGAAAACUCAGGAUAUGGAUUCUUUGACAUCUGAAAAUGAUCUUUUGUCUUUUAAGAGCCAGGAAGUAAGAUUCACUGCUGUUCAAAAUGUAGAUGUACAGGAGCUUUCCUCAAUACCUGAAAAUGAGCAUACAGCAUCCCCUGAUGGCCAGGAGUUGAGAUUCCCUGCUGCUGAAAAAGUAGGUGGUCUAGAAUCUUUGACUCUAAAUGAAGGAGCUUCCAUGUACCAUGAUGACUUGCAAUCCAUCCCUGUCGAAAAAACAGAUGAUGCAAUACCUUCUGUAAUGCCUGAAAGUGGCUGCUCCAUGUCCCCUGAUGGUUACAGUGUGAAAUCUGGCCCUGGUGAAGAAACAGGGGAUCUAGAGCCCUCUUUGGUAUCUGAACGUAGGCAUUCCACAUCCUCGUAUCAGGAAGGUCAUGAGCUGAAAUCUCCUCUGGAGGAAGAGGGUCUGGAGUCCUUGAAUUCUGAUCAUAGACGAUCUGUGUCCCCUGAAGGCCAUGACCAGAAAUCUGCUGUAGAUGAAGAAAUAGAUGAUCUGGAGCCUGCUUUGAUGUCUGAACGUAGGCGCUCCACAUCUCCUGAUGAGCAUGAGUCGAGAUCUAGCAUUGAAGAAGCAGAGUAUCUGGAGCAGCCUUUGACAACAGAACGUAGAUGCUCCGUGUCUUCUGAUGAGCAUGAGUCAAGGUCUACCACUGGGGAAGAGUUAGAGGAUGCAGAGCCCUCCUUGAGAGCUGAACGAAGAGACUCCAUAUCGUCUGAUGAGCAUGAAUCAAGGUCUACUGCUGGUGAAGAUGUAGAAGAUGGGGAACCCUCUUUGGUAUCCAAACGUAGGCACUCCACAUCCUCUGAUGACCGUGAGUCAAGGUCAACCGGUGAAGAAGUAGAGGAUUUGGAACCUGUGACAGCUGAUCAUAGACGCUCUGUGUCUCCUGAUGGACACGAGUCAAGGUCAACCACUGGUGAAGAAGCAGAGGACCAGGAGCUCUCUUUGACAGCUGAACGUAGACACUCCACAUCAUCAGAUGAACACGAGUCAAGGUCUACCAUUGGUGAAGAUGUGGAGGAUAUGGAACCCUCCUUGACAGCUGAACGAAGAGAUUCCACAUCAUCAGAUGAGCAUGAGUCACAAUCUACCACCGGUGAAGAAGCAGAAGAUAUGGAACCCACUCUUGCAACUGAACAUAGACAUUCCACAUCCCCUGAUGGUCGUGAAUCAAGGUCUACCACUGAAGAUGAUGUGGAGCCCUCCUUAGCAGCUGAACGAAGAGACUCUACAUCAUCAGAUGACCAUGAGUCAAGGUCUACCACUGGUGAAGAGGGUGAGGAUGUGGAGCCCUCUUUGGCAGAUGAAGAUAAACAGGAUUCCAUGCCUCUUGAGAGGCUGGAGGAACAGGACUCUUCCUUUAUACCUGAAAGCAGGCAUUCUGAGUCUUCUGAACGUGAAAAGUCUAGAUCCAAAUCUGUUGAUCAAACAUCUGACAAAGAGUCUUCACAAAGAUCUGUAAGCAGACACUCAAAAUCUCCUACUGGCCAAAAAAGUCGAUCCACAUCUGUAGAAAAAGCAGCAGACAGAGAGUCUUCACGGAGAUCUAGACGUAGACGUUCCAGGUCUGCUGCUCGCCAGAAGAGUAGAUCCACAUCUGUUGAAAAAGCAGAUGAAUCCUCCCGGAGGUCAAGGCAUAGACGUUCCCGGUCCAUUGCUCACCAAAGGAGUCGAUCGACAUCUGUUGAAAAAGCAACAGACAAAGAGACUUCACGAAGAUCUAGACGUAGACGCUCUAGGUCCACUGCUCGCCAAAGGAGUCAAUCCAAGUCUGCUGAAAAAACAGCAGACAAAGAAUCUUCACGUAGGUCUAGAAGCAGACGCUCCCGGUCCUCUCAGCGCAGAUCCCAGAGAUACGAUACAGAAUCUCACUCUAGACGGAAUCGUUCUAGAUCAGCAACACGGAGAAGAGCGUCAAGAUCAAGAUCUAAUCGUCGCUCUCGGUCUAGCUCGCUAUCACGUUCAAGGCACAGAAGGAGGAGUAGGUCAAGGUCAGCAUCAAGAAGGCGACGUUCUUUAUCAAGAGACAGGCGCAAGAGAUCCCAGAGAAAUAGAUCAAGAUCUACUGACAGAAGAAGAAGAAGAUCAGAUUCCAGAGAUCGAAGAAUAUCACUCAGAUUACGGAGCAGGAGUCGAACACCUAUUCGUCAAAGACGAUCAAGGUCAAGAGGAAGAAGACGGAGCUCUAGUAGGUCGCCAAUUCGACUACGGCGAUCAAGAUCUUCAGGGAGAAGAAGAUACAGCAGAUCACCUGAUCGUCGCAGGUCAAGGUCAUCAGAACGAUUUUCAAGCAGGUCACCUAAACGUCUUACAGACUUGGACAAGGCCCAGCUACUUGAAAUAGCCAAAGCUAAUGCAGCCGCUAUGUGUGCUAAGUCUGGUGUUCCCUUACCGCCAAGCCUGAUGCCUUUGUUAUCUCAAAAGAAGGACGAGAAAGCCAAUCAGAAGUCAUCAAGAGAUACACUGAAGGAGCUCACUGAGAAAUGCAAGAAGAUUGCUCAAAGCACAGAUGAUGUGAUAGUGAACAAACCUCAUGUUUCUGAUGAAGAGGAGGAAGAACGUCCUUUCUAUAACCAUCCUUUUAAGCUCAGUGAACCCAAACCUAUCUUUUUUAAUUUGACUACUCCUAGCAUAAAACCAGCACCACCACCACAACCAAAGAACCAGGUCAGCCUGUCAAAGGAAUUCCCUGUUUCAUCUGGUUCUCAACAUAGGAAAAAAGAAGCGGAUAGUGUGUAUGGAGAAUGGGUUCCAGUUGAAAAAGGCAAAGAAGAUAGCAAGGAUGAUGUUUUCCCCAAACCAUCCAUUGAGGGCGUGGACAUAACUACAGCUAUGAAUGACCGAGCGCUGGCUCAGAAAAGGCUCAAUGAAAACACAUUUGAUCUAGAGGCCAUGUGCAUGUUAAACCGUGCACAGGAACAGAUUGAUGCCUGGGCUCAAUCAAACUCCAUACCCGGCCAGUUCACAGGAAGUACUGGAGCACAGAUACUGUCCUCAGACGAGCUGACCAACAGUGGUCCCCAAGCAUGGAUUAGAAAGGAUCAGUUCUUAAGAGCAGCCCCUGUAACUGGAGGAAUGGGAGCUCAGCUGAUGAGAAAAAUGGGCUGGAGAGAAGGAGAAGGACUUGGGAAAAACAAGGAAGGCAGCGUUGAGCCUAUUAUGGUUGAUUUUAAGACCGAUCGAAAAGGGCUUGUUGCUGUGGGAGAGAAGGCACAAAAGAGAUCUGGACAUUAUGUUGUGAUGAAGGAUCUUUCAGGUAAACACCCGGUUUCUGCAUUGAUGGAGAUCUGUAACAAAAGAAGAUGGUCACCACCUGAAUUUGUGUUAGUGGAUGAUAGUGGGCCUGAUCAUCGCAAACAUUUUAUCUUUAAGGUGAGAGUCAAUGGAAAUGAAUAUAGGCCUACUUUUGCCAGCCUUAAUAAGAAGCAUGCUAAAGCCACAGCAGCAACUGCGGCUCUCCAAGCGAUGGGACUUGUACCAAAGGAAAGCAUGGUUAAUACCACCAUGUUUAGGAGUGCCUCACACCGCUAGAUAUUGUUUUUUAUAUUGACAUUAUUUCAGAAAAUUAUACUCUGCACAAAAAAUGGUAUUUGCCCUUUCGUGUUUGUAAAUACAUUGGCAAUUCCCACCUUGUAAAAACUGUACAGACACCUUCAGGUUUUUCUUUUGUACCAUCAAAAUGUAUUUAAAUCAUACUUAGUUUUUGGUAUGUUUAUAUUGUUUACAUUAGUGAUGUAAUUAUUUCUUAAAUGACUAAAUCAGACAACAGACUCUGGAGGCAUCAGUAAUCCAAACAAACCCUUGUUUAAAAGCCCAUGCGACUCCUCUUCAGUACGGAAUGUUAACUCUUUCAUACUGUUUUGUACUAUGCUGCAGUUUUCCCUGGUCUCGGUAAAGCUGCUUGUGGGCUUUUGCCAGCAGCUGGUAAAAGGUCACGGGGCUUACUGUAGUCUAGUUGAGGCUGGCGUGUACUGCUGGACAGAUACUGGGCCAGUACUGUGACCCCCGUCAGAAGGUGCGCGGUGGUGGCCCUGUUGUACAGUGUUAACUCUGCGGCUGCUCUUGGAGUUCUGUCCGGGGGGUUAACUCGGUGGUGCACUGUGACUGGCCACACAGCCCAUGCUCUAGGACACACCUGAUUAGGCAAAAGACUUGCUUUCAAAGGGGUGGCAGAAAGUCCAGCGAUGGAACCGAUGCGACUUGCGAUGUAAAGGUGACUCUCCCUGCAUGUUCUGAGAAGGGAGAUGAUGGAGUUGUCUAUUCCAAACCAAUUAACACACUGCCUGAUGUUGAUUGUAUGAAUUUGUGGUUAAUGUGAAUUUUGAACUCUAACAAAUCUACAACUGGAUUUUGGGGGGGAGGGAAGGGAUAGAAUGAUGCUUAAAUUCUUGUACCCAACUUGGUCAAUAAAGCAGCACAAGUUCAUAAUCUUAAUUACUGGUCAGUAAGCAGUAAUUGCAACAUAUGCCAGGACAGCUCUGUGAAGAAAUGCACAGUAUCAAAGUACGCUUUAUCAAGGUUAUCAACAGUUGUUCCAGUUGCAGAAUCAGUUCCUGCUGUUUUUGGUUGCUUUGGACUAUUACCAGAUUAACUCCUUGGGCUUGAAUUUUCUCUAAUGGUACUCUUCCCUCAAGGAGACAGCCCGAUCCAGAGUUUUGGCAGUUUGACAAGGAAGAGGAUGUAGAAAGAUUUUCCUACUUCUUUCCCCCCCCUUUCUUUUUAAUUUAAGAAGUAUUAGUUCUUUAGCUAUGUGCACUUUCACUUGGAAAAGGCAUUGUACACCUCUUGCCAGUGUUGUAUUGACUUACAAGCAGAUUGCCAGGGUUGUAUGGACUGAAGUAAUUGAGGUGCUUACUUCAGAAAAGUCUUUUGAGGUCUGUCUGCAUUCUUAUCUGUGAAGGAACAAAAUACAGUUUGUAUGCAGUAAAGCUUGCUCAGGCCUACAGCAAAUGACCUUUGCAACUGUAGUAGGAACACAAGAGAUGAAGAAUGGCUAGAACCUCUUCUUCCACAAAGUCAAGGCGACUUGUGUGUGUUCUGCCAACUGUUAAUGGAACAUGGUGUCUUUCUUUGCCCUAAAGGGACAGGGAUCAAUGUCUCAUGUUGUGUACAGCAGAGAAAUGGUAUUUGAUUCUCCACCACACGCUUCCAAGAAAUAAAUCCCCUUAUUAGUCUGUCAAAGUGCUCUAGAAAUGCUUAAGUUAAUUUUCAUGACGUAGUUUUCUUUGAUUAAACUUUUUCCCCUUUGGCUUCUUGCCUUCAGUCUCUGACUAAAUAUUUGAAGUUCUCUUUGCUUCAUUUGCUGAACAUUUGGAACGUGUAUGGAAACCAAAAGUAAAUAUGAUGGUACAGCAAUGGAAAGAUGUCUGGGAGAAAUGGGUAUUGUAUCUGUCUUAGCUGAAUCUGUGUUUUGGAUGUAUGACUUACAAGUAAUUAACAUGGGAUGUGGGAGCAACCCUUAAUCAGACUUCUGUUUAAAUGUCUGGUUUGGUAGAGCUAAAGCAUCAGAGAUGUUGAUCGUUCUGUUUAAUCAAUGGUGUCCACUGGUUUCACAGCUGUACAGUAUUAGAUCCGGGAACAUUCACUCUCUUGUACUUGUUACUUUGUUCUCUUUUUGGUUUAUAUUCCCCAUGUAUAAUGUAAAGAUCCAUGUUACCUUUUCUUGCAGCAAAGGGCAGAUGAAUGCAGUUCCGUUAAGAUUCCAUUUUAAAAAUAACUGUUUAGGCAAAUUGUGGCUUUCAUGCCUUAAAGAUGUGGUACUGUGUGUGGAUUUAACUUCUGGUCUUAAGGAAGACCUGGAAAAGAAAACAGUUAAGGUCUGUAAUGCCCUAAGUACAACAGUUCUUGAUUUGGGGGGGUUCCUGUUUUAGUUUCAUUCCUUGUUCUUUAGAAUGAUAUUUGACUCUCAAGCUAGUACAGCGAUGUGCUUCUGUUCAAACUUGUAAAUUUGAAUUGGUUUGAGUGUCCUUUGCAUGCAGGAGUAGAUAAGUAGUGAUUUAUUAAAAAGAACAACUAGGAAACACUUUCUUGGAACCUGGUUAUUUACGCAGCACUUCAGCUGUCUAAGAGGUGAACAGUCUGUGAGUCCUGCUGAUGGAAAACACGAUCCCAUUUGGCUCUUGGAUUUCCUCUUCUUGCAGAAUUGUUUCCCUAGAAGAAAUCUUGCUCAAAGUGCUUCUGAUUCCUCCCUUGAGGGAUGAGCAUUUUGAAACAGGUGCCUGAGAACUUGUAGCCAACUUCCACCGGAAUAAUUUCUUGGCGGUCUCCUUUGAUUGGCAGGUUUAAAAUAGU
Dryobates pubescens (Downy woodpecker) is the source of this 14419-nucleotide messenger RNA. It is a transcript of the gene SON, whose product is annotated as SON DNA and RNA binding protein. The transcript is spliced from 12 exons. Gene Ontology annotation, biological process: regulation of mRNA splicing, via spliceosome; regulation of cell cycle. Bases 206 to 11659 code for a protein of 3817 amino acids. The record is from RefSeq and is a predicted model, not a curated record. Gene Ontology annotation, molecular function: RNA binding. NCBI's taxonomy places the organism in Eukaryota, Metazoa, Chordata, Aves, Piciformes, Picidae.